Messenger RNA from Ochotona princeps (American pika), 888 nucleotides. RefSeq names its product S-antigen protein-like. Lineage: Eukaryota; Metazoa; Chordata; Mammalia; Lagomorpha; Ochotonidae. The coding region runs from base 1 to 888 and encodes 295 amino acids. The record is from RefSeq and is a predicted model, not a curated record. The transcript has a single exon.
AUGGUCCAGGCAUCUCAGACACAUGGUGUGACAGGCCCCACCGGCCCCGAGGGUGCAGGCAGCUCAGACACACGCGUGACAGGCCCCACCGGCCCUGAGGGUGCAGGCAGCUCAGACACACGCGUGACAGGCCCCACGGGCCCCGAGGGUGCAGGCAGCUCAGACACACGCGUGACAGGCCCCACGGGCCCCGAGGGUGCAGGCAGCUCAGACACACGCGUGACAGGCCCCACGGGCCCCGAGGGUGCAGGCAGCUCAGACACACGCGUGACAGGCCCCACCGGCCCCGAGGGUGCAGGCAGCUCAGACACACGCGUGACAGGCCCCACGGGCCCCGAGGGUGCAGGCAGCUCAGACACACGCGUGACAGGCCCCACGGGCCCCGAGGGUGCAGGCAGCUCGGACACACGCAUGACAGGCCCCACGGGCCCCGAGGGUCCAGGCAUCUCAGACACACGGGUGACAGGCCCCACCGGCCCCGAGGGUGCAGGCAGCUCAGACACACGCAUGACAGGCCCCACGGGCCCCGAGGGUGCAGGCAGCUCAGACACACGCGUGACAGGCCCCACGGGCCCCGAGGGUGCAGGCAGCUCAGACACACGCGUGACAGGCCCCACCGGCCCCGAGGGUGCAGGCAGCUCAGACACACGCAUGACAGGCCCCACGGGCCCCGAGGGUCCAGGCAUCUCAGACACACGGGUGACAGGCCCCACUGGCCCCGAGGGUCCAGGAAGCCUGGACACAUGGGUGACAGGCCAAACCAGCCUCGGGGGUCCAUGCAGCCUGGACAGAUGCGUGACAGGCCCCACCGGCCUCGGGGGUCCAGGCGGCUCAGACCCCCGGCCAUUUCUCCGGAGCUGGAAGCGCCUUAUAGAUGAGGCAGCCUGA